AUGACUUAUGUCCGCAACUACGAGAGACCAGACUUAUUUGUUACUUUUACGUGUAACCCCGAAUGGCCUGAAAUUAAAGUAGAACUAUUAACUGGACAGCGGUCUUUCGAUCGUCAAGACAUAAUUUCAAGGUGGCAGAAGCGGGGUUUACCUCACUGUCGUUUGCUGUUUUGGCUAGAAAGAAAAAUACAACCAGACGAAAUUGAUAGUUUCAUAUUUGCAGAACUGCCCAACCAACAAAACGACCCGAUAUUGUACGAUAUCGUGAAUAAAAAUAUGGUGCACGGUCCAUGCGGGGAGCAUAACUUUAACAGCACCAUGUAUGAAAAACGGUAUCUGCACAAAAAAGUACCCUCGACGUUUCGUCAACGAUACCCAAAACGGAGAGGACGAAUAUCCAGUUUAUCGUCGUCGUGA
This is a messenger RNA of Macrosiphum euphorbiae (potato aphid), 417 nucleotides long. Lineage: Eukaryota; Metazoa; Arthropoda; Insecta; Hemiptera; Aphididae. The record is from the annotation of a GenBank genome assembly.